UAUCUUCACCAACAAUUUGGGAUCUGGAAUUAGCGAAGGAGAUUGCAGCAAUAACGGCACAGCCUCCCCGAAACGGUUUUGAGGAGAUGAUCCAGUGGACAAAAGAAGGCAUACUGUGGGAGUUCCCGAUCGACAAUGAAGCUGGGAUGGAGGAUGAUGCUGAAUUUCAUGAACAUAUCUUUCUGGAGAAACACCUUGAAGACUUUCCGAAGCAAGGACCUGUUCGCCACUUCAUGGAACUUGUCAUCUGUGGGCUUUCGAAAAACCCGUACCUCAGUGUUAAACAGAAGAUUGAACAUAUUGAGUGGUUUCAGAAGUAUUUUGAGGAAAAGAAGGAAUUUCUUCAAGACAUUUGA
Molecule: messenger RNA, 356 nt
Organism: Leptosomus discolor (cuckoo roller)
Lineage: Eukaryota; Metazoa; Chordata; Aves; Leptosomiformes; Leptosomidae
Source: RefSeq, a predicted model, not a curated record